This is a messenger RNA of Solea solea (common sole), 1981 nucleotides long. RefSeq names its product actin maturation protease (gene actmap). The record is from RefSeq and is a predicted model, not a curated record. The coding region runs from base 161 to 1096 and encodes 311 amino acids. The transcript has 7 exons. NCBI's taxonomy places the organism in Eukaryota, Metazoa, Chordata, Actinopteri, Pleuronectiformes, Soleidae.
CCCGAAGAAGAGAGGAAGAGCAGUUCAUGUUCCAAAUAUGGAUGAAACCACGGAACCGGAGCCGAGUGCCGGUGCCGUUAGCGGACUGACUGCGGCGGUGUGCAGAGCGGGAGAGGAAGCAAGUGUGAUAAAUGAUUAACGCGGAAGGAACUGUAAGAAAAUGUCAGUGAAGUGUCCUCUUUCACCACCUCCUCCUCCUCCUGCCCCUGGUCCUCCUCCACCCGCUCCUCCUCCACCCGCUCCUUCAACUUCAACACGCAAGAAGCUGUAUCAGACCAUAGCCAGCAGCAGGAGUCCUGUAGAGGGGGACAACACAGAGGCGCGUUUACUGCUCAGUCAGAGGGACAGCAGUUUCAGGAAGGACCUGCAGUGGAUUCUGGUGAACACAUACGUGCCGUCUCUCAUCCAAGAUGGUCCACAGUGUGGUCUGGUGGCUCUGUGGAUGGCUGCUCACCUUAGACGGCCAGCACUCAGCAUUGAUAUGGAAACUGUGGUUCAGACGGCACGGAGCAGGGGAUACACAGCACAGGGUGAAAUGUUUUCAGCUAACAACAUGGCCCUCCUGGCAGAAGAGAUCUGUGGCUGUAAGGCUGAACUGCUGUCUGGAGGUUUAAGUGGAAACAACGCUGCAAUCAUCGUCAAACACCUGUGGGAGAGACAGCCUGUGCUCAUCCCAUACGAUGAGGACUAUAACCAUGAGCCAUGUCAGCGCAGCGGCCACAGGGCACACUGGGCAGUUGCCUCAGGUGUUCUCCUCGGUUUGGAUCAGGGAAAUGUUAGUGAAAAGCACCAUCAGACUGAUCCCAGUCUGCCGUGGCUCCACCUGCUUAACGACACCAGUUUCACUUGUCCCGUUGGCAGCUCAGGAUUUCGAGAGGUUUACGUCCUGGCUAAGCAGGGGAAAAGUCUGCGCUACCAGCUGUGGAGCCUGGACAGUUUAGCUCAGAGCAAUGAGCAACUGAGGACUAUGGAUCCACAGAGAGCUGAUGACGGGACACAGUAUGUGGUCCCUGACGGUGGUGUGGAGGCCGGGCUGGCUGGACAGGCGGUGCUGCUCCACACAAGGACACAGGAGCAGUAUAAGAAGUGUGAGUGACCCUGCUCACCAAAAGGACCAUGCUGCAGCGAAAGUGUUGGAUACCAAAAUGCACCUGUGUGUGUGUGUGUGUGUGUGUGUGUGUGUGUGUGUGUGUGUGUAUAUGUGUGUGUGUGUGUGUGUGAGAUCCUACAGUAAAUCACAUUGGACAUACAGUAGGAACAGUCUCUAUCAGGUAUAAAACAAUAUUUUUUAAAUGUGUUCACCUGGGCUUCACAAAAGACUUUAAUACAAUGACGGUAUUGUAUGUUGCACAAUUGGUGUUUCUAACGGUGAGUGUUGAUAUGACAAUAUAUUUAGUGUGAGAUAUUAAUAAAAAGAGAAAAUCAGGAAGCCAUCUCUUGGUAAUAAAAAAGAGUCUUAGAUUGAUCAUAGAUUAUGUUUUCCUCAAAAACAUGAUUUAAAUUUUAGAUGACCUUAUUAUAAUUCCUCAUGAGGUUUCUACUAUUUAUCCAUACCCAUAUAUUGCAAACCAUAUAGCAUUAUAUAAGGUGUGCUCCUUAUAGUUGGGUGGAGUAAUGACAGUGACUUGAUGAUGCAGAGACACAGAUGCGCUCGGGCUGCUACUAACAAUUAUUUUCCAUGAAAGGUUAAUCUGUAUUUAUUAUUUUCCCUGUUAAUCAGGAAAUGUCUGUUAUGUGGAGCAAAGGAACCUGAAAAUAUUCACAUUCAUACCGACUUAAUCCAUUAUCAAAAUAGGUGACAAUAAACUUAGUAAUCAAUUGAAAUCAUUGUUUCAGCCCUUACACUAUUGUAUUUAUUAUGUUGGGGGCAUAGGUUCUGUGUCAGUCCUAUGCACAAUUAUAUUUCCAUGUUUGUGACGGGUUUGAGAUUCGAAAAAAGAGGAAAAACUCAAAACUCUUAAUUUCCAGUUUAUUGCAAUCC